CGAGCCGACGACGCACCGUUCGGGUCGUGCUCCUCGUCGCGGCUCCUGUUCUCUUCUCGCGGCUAUUUCGUUUGGGUUGAAUGAACGAGGGUACCAAGUGCAGAGUGCCGAUCGGCGACGCCUGCGUGUCUAUGCGCGUGUGCUUUGACUCCCUGUGCUUCUCGUCGACGCAGCAGCGGCUGGCCGACGAGGAGGACGCUCCCCAGCUGCCGACGCACGGCCCCGUGGCCGUGGUCGCCGCAGCCGGUCCAAGAGCCAUCUCAAACGUCACCGGAGCAACCACGAUUACAGCGAUGGGCACACUUCGGGAACUGCAGGAGCUACUGCGUGUCAAGGACGAGAAGAUAGCCGAGCUCGAGACGCUUCUCUGUCGUCGCGAUGCCGAGAUACAAGAAUUACGGAGCCACCUUGACAAGUUCCUCAGUGUUCUCCCCUUCAAGUCACCCCUGACGCCGACGAAACCGAGACCUAGGAAGCAAAGGGCACAGGGGAUUUCUGCGGAACCACCACUCCAGGAGCUCGCAACGCUGACGGUGGUCGACAAGAGCGACAGGUCUCGCGAACUGAUCAAAGUUGCCAUUUUGGACAAUGACUUCAUGAAAAACCUGGAGCUGACGCAGAUCCGAGAAAUCGUGGAUUGCAUGUAUCCUGUUACCUUCUCGGCUGGUUCAACCAUCAUCCGCGAAGGAGAUGUCGGUUCCAUUGUGUAUGUCAUGGAGGAGGGUAAAGUGGAGGUGUCACGUGAUGGGAAAUAUUUGAGCACACUGGCUCCAGGGAAGGUGCUGGGUGAGCUGGCAAUUCUUUACAAUUGCAAGAGAACAGCAACGAUAACAGCAGCUACCGAUUGCCAGCUAUGGGCCAUCGACCGACAAUGCUUCCAAACCAUUAUGAUGAGAACUGGCCUCUCGAGGCAGGCAGAGUAUACGGACUUCUUGAAGAGCGUUCCUAUCUUCAAGAAUUUGCCCGAGGAGACUUUAAUAAAAAUCUCAGACGUGCUGGAAGAGACUUUUUACAACAAUGGGGAUUACAUAAUCAGACAAGGAGCAAGGGGAGACACAUUUUUCAUAAUAAGCAGAGGGCAAGUGCGCGUGACGAUAAAACAGCCUGACACUCCGGAAGAGAAGUAUAUCAGGACGUUAGGGAAGGGCGAUUUCUUCGGUGAAAAAGCACUCCAAGGGGACGAUCUCAGGACGGCUAACAUAAUCGCUGACGAUCCGGAAGGAGUGAGUUGCUUGGUGAUAGACCGUGAAACGUUCAAUCAGCUAAUCUCGUCCCUGGACGAAAUUCGUACACGGUACAAAGACGAGCUCGUGGAACGUAGGAGGUUGAACGAGGAAUUCAGAGACCUGAGGCUGCAAGAUCUUCGACCAUUAGCCACUCUAGGUGUGGGCGGUUUCGGAAGAGUCGAAUUAGUUCAAAUAGCCGGCGACGGCACGAGAUCCUUCGCUCUGAAGCAAAUGAAGAAAGCCCAGAUUGUCGAGACGCGGCAGCAACAACAUAUCAUGUCAGAGAAGAGAAUUAUGGGCGAAGCAGAUUGCGAUUUCGUUGUGAAGCUAUUCAAAACGUUCAAAGAUAGGAAAUACCUUUAUAUGUUAAUGGAGGCUUGCCUCGGUGGCGAGCUCUGGACCGUGCUCAGAGACAAAGGGCACUUCGACGACAGCACCACGCGAUUUUACACCGCCUGCGUUGUAGAAGCGUUCGAUUAUCUUCAUUCUAGGAAUAUCAUAUAUAGAGAUCUCAAGCCAGAGAAUCUGUUACUCGAUAGCCAAGGGUACGUAAAACUCGUCGAUUUUGGUUUUGCCAAACGUCUGGAUCACGGAAGAAAAACGUGGACCUUCUGCGGGACACCUGAAUACGUUGCACCAGAAGUUAUUUUGAAUAAAGGACACGAUAUCAGUGCUGAUUAUUGGUCUCUCGGUGUGCUUAUGUUCGAACUUCUUACGGGCACACCACCGUUCACUGGCGGCGAUCCAAUGAAAACUUAUAAUAUUAUUCUAAAGGGAAUAGACGCGAUAGAAUUUCCAAGGUCCAUCACACGGAAUGCGACAGCAUUGAUUAAAAAACUGUGCAGGGAUAAUCCAGCAGAGCGUCUUGGUUACCAGAAAGGUGGCAUUAGCGAAAUUCAGAAACACAAAUGGUUCGAUGGUUUUAACUGGGAGGGCUUAAGAGCAAGAACCCUUGAACCUCCAAUCUUGCCACGAGUUCAAAAUGCCACCGAUACAGCGAACUUCGACGAAUAUCCACCGGACUCUGAUCCACCACCACCCGACGAUAUAUCCGGUUGGGACAACGAUUUCUAAUAAUUCUAAACGCUCGUUCGAAGAAAUUGUUGAUACUGAGAAAGAAAAAAUGUUGAAAAGAUUCGAUUCAUGUUUAAAGAAUCGUGAGAUAGUCGAAUGAUAAAUGAGAAACGUGGCCUAUCGGCGUCUGCAUUUAUCCAACAAUCUAAAAUCAUGUGAUGCAUAGAUAAUCAUCUACAAUAACAUCGAUCAUCGUAAAAUAUAACAGGAAGGAGAACGAAACUGGCCUGUGAUAAAGAGUUAGGGCCGCCAAAAAUUAGGUUUCCAAGAUCCUUCCAGUCUGUUGCAUUGCCUAUAAGUCCAAACGAUUUAUCAUUAUUAGCAACGAACGGAGGUAAUCUUUCUACCGUACUAUCUAGAAAGAGAGAGAGGAACAGGAAAUUUCAAUAUGUCGCUCAGACGACGUAUCAGCGUGACUAGAACACGCAUCUGAUUUAGAAAAAUGUUUACACGCACAAGCUCGCGUUCGAUAAAAUUAAGAAUCGAACUCGACAUCGUGAGACGCGUACGAGUGCGUCAAGUGCCAUACCUAACAAAGGUAAAAAAAGAAAAGUCGGAUACGACACGUGUGUACAGAGCGUCAAUGCGAACGUGCAUGAUAUGUAGUCAGCUCAAAUCG
Habropoda laboriosa is the source of this 2919-nucleotide messenger RNA. RefSeq names its product cGMP-dependent protein kinase, isozyme 2 forms cD4/T1/T3A/T3B (gene for). Bases 81 to 2300 code for a protein of 739 amino acids. NCBI's taxonomy places the organism in Eukaryota, Metazoa, Arthropoda, Insecta, Hymenoptera, Apidae. Gene Ontology annotation, biological process: protein phosphorylation. Gene Ontology annotation, molecular function: ATP binding; cGMP-dependent protein kinase activity. The transcript has 10 exons. The record is from RefSeq and is a predicted model, not a curated record.